Frankliniella occidentalis (western flower thrips) is the source of this 3761-nucleotide messenger RNA. RefSeq names its product zinc finger protein 628. Bases 1 to 3606 code for a protein of 1201 amino acids. NCBI's taxonomy places the organism in Eukaryota, Metazoa, Arthropoda, Insecta, Thysanoptera, Thripidae. The record is from RefSeq and is a predicted model, not a curated record. The transcript has 11 exons. Gene Ontology annotation, molecular function: zinc ion binding; nucleic acid binding.
AUGGCCGCGCCGUCGCCGCCGGCUGCCGCGGGCGCCCAGGAUGACGACGAGGACCGACACUUCUGCCUGCGCUGCCGGCAGACCAUCGAGGGUCUCGACGAGUACGUGUUGCACCGCAGGACAGGCUGCAGCGGGCCCGCGCGACGCGCCCCAGCGGCGGCACCGCUCCAGGACGACGCCGAGGGCGGCGGUCUCAAGGCGGCCGACUUCUUCUCGCAGCUCGAGCUGCGGAGCAGCGCCAAGGUGAACGACGGGGCGCCCUCCACGCCAGGGCCGCCGGCGGGGCCGGCGGGGCCGCGCGGGAUGCUGACCAGGAGUAAGAGCUCCGCACCCCGGUCCUCGCCGCGCGCCCAGCUGCGCCCCACGCCCCGCGCCAAGGCCGCCAGGACCGCCAGGCGUGGAGUGAGGAGGGCGGCGACGCCCCUGACGACGGAGGAGGUCGACGAGGAGGAUAACGACUCGUGGCGGUACCCGCCGAAGACGCACACCGGGGGCAAGUGGGGGCCGCAGCCACCCGAGAGCGACCCCCGCGCCCCUCCGCCCAGUGCGGGCGGCAAGUGGGGGCCGCCGCCACCCUCGCACACGGGUGGCAAGUGGAGGCCGUCUUCGGCAACGGAGCAGGUGGAGCAGCUGGCGGAGCAGGACGACGUCGGGCCGUCCCCGCAGGACGCGCAGGACGACUCCAGCGCGCAGGAGGAAGAGGACAGGGAGGAGUGCCAGGCUGACAAGGACCUGCACCCUCCGCCCUCGCACACGAGGGGCAAGUGGGCGCCCGGCAUGGCCAACAAGGUCCGCGCCGUGCUCAUGGCGGACGCGGCGCCGGCGCGGAAGUACGGCAGCGCGGUGCAGUACUGGUGCGGCUCCUGCAACCGCAGGCUGGCCAGCAGCAGGCUGUACGAGAGACACCUCAAGUCCGACCUGCACCUGCGGCGCACGCUCCCCGAGCGGCAGCUGGACACGGGCCCGCUGCCUCCCCACCACCCCGGCAGACACAGGAGUGCUGUUCGCUACAUGCACCAGCCGCAACCGGACCAUCCCGGUGAAUCACCCUUCAGGGAGCAGCGUAUUCGGGACGGGAAACUAGAGCAAGGUCACCGGUUAGGGGAGCGGGGUCAAGGGCACCGGGUGGAGCGGUGCGCGGUGUGCAGGGCCAGGGUGCACCGUCACCAGAUCGGCAAGCACCUCGUGUCGCACUUCCACUGGCGCAGCACCAGGACGACGGAGGUGGGCUCCGUGGCCGCUGACCUCAUCCUCGACAACAUCGAGGCCGUGGUGCGGCAGUCGCCAUUCCAGUGCGGCCUCUGCAAGUUCUACUGCAACUCCUCAAGCGUGUUCCGUCAGCACUGGGCCUCGGAGGACCACCGCCAGCAAGACAAGAAGGUGUCUAGUGAAUCCGGUCAAUACUGGUGCUCUCCAUGUGAGGUAGGAUGCUUCACAACUGAUGAGAUGGAAAAUCAUCUGUGGUGCGAUGCUCACCGAGAAGUAGAGGCAGCUGUCAACAGAAGCGUUGCAGUUGUUGUUACGAGAAGGACAUCUUUACGUUGCAAGGCUAUAGGUUGCCAUGCCGAGUUUCGGUAUAACGCCCAGCUCGGUCGCCACGAGCGCCUGCACGGUCAUGAGGUCGGCCCGGGCCCCGGGGGCGGCUGGUCGACGGCCAGCGACCGCUACCAGGCGCGCUUCCGGUGCGCGGACUGCGGCGCUCUCCGGCGGUCGCGCCUCGCGCUGCAGAAGCACCAGCUCAAGCAGCACGCGGCGGGCGCGGGCGCCAGGGGCUGCUUCUACUGCGGCGUGUGCAAGCUGGACCUGUUCCCGUCGGCCGCCGCGGCCGCCGAGCACCGCCAGACCCGGGCGCACCGCGACGCGGUCCGGGACCGGCGAGAGCGGAGGCGCGCGAGGCUGUUGGCGAGGAGGUGCCCCCACUGCCGGUACCCGUGCCACGGGCUGGCCAAGCUGCGCGCCCACCUGGAGGACAAGCACCCCGACCGCAAGCACCGCUGCACACUGUGCGGCCUGGCCUUCACGCUGCCGCAGGAGGUGUCCCAGCACUUCCGCGAUGUCCACCGCGCCGCGCCCCCAUCAGCGCCCGCGGCCCCCGCCGAUGGCGGGUCGCUAGUGCCGCGGGAGGGCGAGGAGCCGCCCUUCACCUGCGCGCCCUGCGGCUUCGCCACCGACUGGAGGGCGGAGAUGGCCUUCCACAGGGUGCUGCACGGGCCACCGGAGAACCCAGCUCGUGUGGAGGGCGGAGCGGGGGGCGGAGGCGACGUCGACAGGACAGCACUGCGGUACAGGUGUCCGAUCUGCUCCAAGUUGUGCCGCAAGCACGCGCUGCGCUCGCAUCUCAACGUGCACACCGGCGAGAGGCCCUUCGAGUGCAGGCACUGCGACAAGAGCUUCAGCCGCAAGGACUCCUGCGUCAAGCACGAGCUCUCUGAGCACGAGCACCAGGACGACCCGCCCGAAGAUGUCCGCGACGAGCAGGAGCGCAGGCUCCAGGAUGCUAUAUCGUCCAUAGCGAGCACGGGGGGGGCGCCGUCGACGAGGCCCUCGCCCGGCAGGCUCCCAGCGGUGGCCUCGGCCGACAACUUCUGCACGUCUCCGUCGAUGGGCGUCGGGUGGGGCGUCACCACCGCCCCUGCGUCCGGCGACGAACCGGGUGAACCUCGCGAGCGGGAGCACCUCUGCGACAAGUGCGGGAAGUGCUUCUUCACAAAGACUACGCUCCGCCAGCACCAGCUGUCCGUGCACGGCGUCAAGCCCCUCGCCUGCUCCUGGCCGGGUUGCGCCAUCCGGGUCCGGUCACCCGCCGAGCUGCGCGCCCACGUCGAGACCCACACCGGCGAGGGCGAGGCGGGCGCGUUCGAGUGCCAGACCUGCCACUUCUUCGCCAAGUCCAAGAGGCUGCUCAAGAGGCACGAGACGCUCCACACGGGCGAGAAGAGGUUCAAGUGCGAGCACUGCGACUUUGCGGCCCGCAACAGCUGCGCGCUCAUACGCCACCGGCGCGUGCACACGGGCGCCAAGCCCUUCUGCUGUCCGCACUGCAACUACCGCUGCAACAACUCGGAGAACCUGCGCAAGCACGUGCUCAAGACCAACAAGCACCCUGGCAAGUGCUUGUACGAGUGCCGCUUCUGCUCCGAGUCCAGCGACGCCGGCGGGGGAGACGGCGGCGUCUUCGCGACCAACGCGGCGGCCGACUUCCGGUCGCACCUCGCCCGCGCGCACGCCGGCCAGUUCCGCACGCUGUCGGCCGCGGCGUCCUACGUGGCCGGGAUCUACGACAAAGCCGCCGACCCCGCGCAGACCACGCAGGUGCUGCAGCCGAAACCGAGGAAGCGAGCAAGAGUGGAUGGGGCGGAUGCCGCGACCCAGAUGGAGCCGCCGCCGUCGUCGCCGGGACCGCCGCUGUCGACGCUGUCGACGCGCCCCAUCCUCGCCCCCCGGCCGCCCGUCGAGGAAGAGCCGCCCACCUCCCUGCUUCCGAAGCACACCCUGCUGGACGGCGAGCUCUUCCCCGCCAUGGGGGUGGACGCGGACUUCCCCGGGGACGUCGUGUACGUCCAGCUCGUCAACGACGACGAGCACAUCGUGGUGCUUCAAAACUAACGACACUGCUGUCUCCGAUACGGACGUUAUACUGUGUGAACUUGUGAACGUGGUUGCUUGCUAGUGUGGUAUUUCCGGCUGUGAUUAGAGCAAUUCAGUGGCUCAAGACAUGCAUACAUUGUAAGAAGGGAACAUUAAAAAGUAUCGACCCAUGA